Gigantopelta aegis is the source of this 741-nucleotide messenger RNA. Its product is annotated as sperm-specific protein PHI-2B-like. The coding region runs from base 1 to 741 and encodes 246 amino acids. Lineage: Eukaryota; Metazoa; Mollusca; Gastropoda; Neomphalida; Peltospiridae. Gene Ontology annotation, cellular component: nucleosome. The transcript has a single exon. Gene Ontology annotation, molecular function: DNA binding. The record is from RefSeq and is a predicted model, not a curated record. Gene Ontology annotation, biological process: nucleosome assembly.
AUGUCUUUCUCCCGGUCUGGGUCUUCAGCUUCCCAGUCCGGGUCCUCACACUCGAACUCCACGUCCGGACGCGUAUCACCCGCAGGAGCCCAAAUUGACGAUGUUGACUCAUCUAGCAGUGUUGAACAAACACCCCCACCAAUAAAAGUGUGGUCCACGAUAAUGAAAAUAGUGGAUGCCAUCUACACCAUCGAUGACAAAAAGGGAUCAUCUGCUUUGGCAAUUCAAAAAUACAUUGCCACUACCAACACGGCAAAUGUUCCCCCAUCACUGCUGAAAGGACAGAUAAGGACAGCACUUAAGAAAGGACUGGAUGAGGGAAUACUGAUUCGGCCGAAAGGUACAAAACCCGCUGGCGUCAAUGGUCGCUACUGUCUAGGUUUUGCCAAGUCCACUCAAGAAGGAAAAGGUGGACGAUGCGAUAAAGAUGGACAAGACAGUGGAAGUGAAAGAGCCGGCAAACGUGGUUGUGGCUGUCCAAAAGGCAGGAAAAAAGGGAAAAAACGUGGGCGAUCUCGAUCUACAAAACGAUCGAAAGGCCGCACCAAGUCUAAACGAAGAGGAUCUAAAUGCAAUAGCCGGUCAGGAAAUCGCCGAUCGAAAAGUCGAAAACGAAGGCGAAGUUCAUCAAAGAGCUCGUCUAAAUCACGAUGUAAUUCGCGAAGAGGAUCUAAAUCUAAAAGAAGGUGGUUAGGAUUUCGCAAAUCCCGAAAUGCAUCAUCAUCAAAAGAUGAUAAAUGA